AUGGUAUUGAAACUUCGUGAAUUACUUAUUAAGAAGAUCGCAAUUAAUUUAGCGGCAAUAAGAGAUGAAGGACGUUUCUAUUUGACAUCUAAACAACGUGAACUUGUUUUACAAUGGUUAUCGAAUCAUGAUUAUUUAACACAGGAUAUUACACCACAUAUUAUGCGCCAUUUAAUCACAUCUCAAUUGUAUGAGAUGAAUUUUUAUAAAUGUACACAACUAACAGAUCAAAUGCUUAUUGAAUUUUCCACUAGUCAAUUUAAAUUGAAAAAAUUAACAAUUCACAAAUGUGACCAAGUAUCAGAUGGCGGUAUUCGUGCCAUCACAAAAAAUCAACGAGCAUUAGAAUAUGUUGCGUUAAGAAAACAAUCACGUUUAACCGAUCAAGGUUUAACAGAAUUAAAUUCAGCAUUUCUACGUGAAAUUGAUUUACGUUCUAAUGAGAAAAUUAAAGACAAUGGAAUUUUAUCAUUAGUCAGUAAUAAUCUUAACUUACGAUGUAUCCGAUUAGUAAAUUGUUAUUCAUUAACUGGACAAUGCGUGAUAUACAUUGCAGAACAUUUGGCCGAUAAACUAGAGAUCUUAGACGUAGAAGGUUUAAAAUAUAUUGACGAUAUCAGUUUUGCCCACCUAGUCAAUUAUUGUCCAAAUAUAAGAUCUUUAAAUUUAUUUGGAAUAAAUAGUUUAAAUGGUGAUGGCUUAUUUACGUUAUUUACACGCGUAACGAACAUGCAACAAUUGAAUCUGUCUUAUACAAAUUGUUUUUCACAAAAAUCUAUGGCCGAUUAUUUAUGUUUUAUGCCAUCUCAAUUGGUUGAUUUAUGUUUAUCUGGUACACAGCUUUAUGAUAGUCAAACACUUAUUCGUGCAUUAAUAAGACUAAAUUGUCUUGAACAUCUUCGAUUGAACGGGUUAUCAACUGUCACCGAUGAUGGUCUUAAAAAGAUACUCGAAGUAAUUGGUUCUCAGCUUAAAACAAUUGAGUUAAAUGGAUAUAUAACAGUGGAGGCAUUAACUGAUAAAGGUGUUGAACAUGUUGUUCGAUAUUGCAAUUCAUUGCGGCAUUUAUCGUUAAAUUUACUUAGUUUUACAGCAACAUUAGAUUCAUUGUACGAUUUGUUUUCAAGUAAAACACGUUCAUUAAAAUUAAGAACAGUAUUACUUAGUUCCGCUCGAAAUAUCAAUCCAAAUGUCAUAUGGAAAUUGGUUCAGAAUUGUCCAAAUUUAGAACAUAUUGAUUUAUCCGGUAUUCAACAAAUUGACGAUUCUGUACUUGGUCUGUUGAAACAUUGUGAAAAAUUAUCUCAUCUUAGUAUUAAAGGAUGUAAACAAAUAACCGAUGAUUCAUUGUGUGAAUUGCUUUCUAAUUGUAAAUUUAGAUGUUUAAUCUUAUCUGGCUGUUUUCGUUUAACUGACAAAUCCAUUUUUGCUAUGGCUAAUAGUCAGCCGUAUCUAGAAGAAAUAUACAUAUCUGGAUGUGUUAAAAUUUCACCAGUUGCAGUCAGAUAUUUGCAAGAUUGCGCUGUCAGACGUAUAUUUAUCGAUCACAAGAUUCCAAAUUGUGAUCCGAAUCAACUGAUGGCCAGAAAUUUAGAUACCGGACUAUUUGAAUGUGUCAGUUAA
Molecule: messenger RNA, 1623 nt
Organism: Didymodactylos carnosus
Lineage: Eukaryota; Metazoa; Rotifera; Eurotatoria; Philodinida; Philodinidae
Source: the annotation of a GenBank genome assembly